Messenger RNA from Lemur catta (Ring-tailed lemur), 2716 nucleotides. It is a transcript of the gene MYNN, whose product is annotated as myoneurin. NCBI's taxonomy places the organism in Eukaryota, Metazoa, Chordata, Mammalia, Primates, Lemuridae. Gene Ontology annotation, biological process: regulation of transcription by RNA polymerase II. Gene Ontology annotation, molecular function: protein binding; RNA polymerase II cis-regulatory region sequence-specific DNA binding; DNA-binding transcription factor activity, RNA polymerase II-specific. The transcript is spliced from 8 exons. Gene Ontology annotation, cellular component: nucleus. Bases 580 to 2568 code for a protein of 662 amino acids. The record is from RefSeq and is a predicted model, not a curated record.
GCGCAUGCCCAGUGUGCUCAACUGCUUUGCUGCGCUUUCGUGCAUCUCCGACUUCUAUCACCAGGUAAGGGUAUCCUAGAAACUGAGCUACAGUUGGCUGGUGCGGACAAGAAGCAGAGGCUCCCGAGAGCUUUCGGGUACGUAAACGGGAAAGGGGUGCUCAGUCUCAGCUCCAAAAUCCCGAAUGGCCGAGAGCGGGGGUACACAACGCAGCAGUUCCCACUGGUGGGGCCCUAAGGAUGGGGAGGAUGAUGGGAUAAGACGAGCAACUACAAGCCCCAGCAUGCAGUGCGCAGCUGGCCCCAGGAGACAGGAUCGCUGUGCGGCGCUGCCCGGCCUCGGCCUAGAAUGUGGGCCGAGCGCGGGACGGUAACUGUCGGCCCACCGGAAUGCUUAGAAUGAGUAAGGCGGCAGGCCAGGCGCUGUGAGCGAGUCCUUAGAUCGCGUUCCCAUGACGCUUGCUGUCCCGGGGUUGGGGGACCCUGGCAUGAGGGGAAGUGCGGUCUCCGUGGGCCAGCCGGUCCCGACCUAGCCAGCGUCGGACCUCCACGGCCCCAGCGGCUCCUGCGUGGCUACGGGAUGACAGAGCCGGACGUGACGCCGCGGUGGAGGAAGAAGGGAGAGGCGGAGCGCAGCGCGGUGACGUCCUCCCAAGAUGGCGGAGAGAGAGUGAAGAAACUGUGUUCCCCCUUGGGUUGCUAUCGAUCACGGGUAAAAUUCCAUUCUGAUAUCAAAAUGCAGUAUUCACACCACUGUGAACACCUUUUAGAGAGACUGAACAAACAACGGGAAGCAGGUUUUCUUUGUGACUGCACCAUAGUGAUUGGGGAAUUCCAGUUUAAAGCUCAUAGGAAUGUACUCGCCUCUUUUAGUGAGUAUUUUGGUGCGAUCUACAGAAGCACAUCUGAGAACAAUGUCUUUCUUGAUCAGAGUCAGGUGAAGGCUGAUGGAUUUCAGAAAUUGUUGGAGUUUAUAUACACGGGAACUUUAAAUCUUGACAGUUGGAAUGUUAAAGAAAUUCAUCAGGCUGCUGACUAUCUCAAAGUGGAAGAGGUGGUCACUAAAUGUAAAAUAAAGAUGGAAGAUUUUGCUUUUAUUGCUAAUCCCUCUUCUACAGAGUUAUCUAGUAUUACUGGAAACAUUGAAUUGAAUCAACAGACUUGUCUUCUUACUCUACGAGAUUACAACAAUCGGGAGAAAUCAGAAGUAUCUACAGAUUUAGUUCAGGCAAAUCCUAAACAAGGAGCUUUAGCAAAGAAGUCGUCUCAAAGUAAAAAGAAAAAGAAGUCUUUCAACUCCCAGAAAACAGGGCAGAAUAAAACAGUACAAUAUCCCAGUGACAUUUUAGAGAACGCAUCUGUUGAAUUAUUCUUAGAUACAAAUAAAUUGUCCACACCCUUAGUAGAACAAGUUACACAAAGAAAUGAUAAUUCAGAACUCGAGUUGACAUCAGUUAUGGAAAAUACUUUUCCAGCACAAGAUAUUGUGCAAACUGUUACAGUGAAACGGAAACGAGGAAAAUCACAGCCAAACUGUGCUCUGAAAGAACACUCUAUGUCUAAUAUAGCCAGUGUCAAGAGUCCUUAUGAGUUGGAGAACUCUGGGGAAGAGCUGGAUCAGAGGUAUUCCAAGGCCAAGCCAAUGUGUAACACAUGUGGGAAAGUGUUUUCAGAAGCCAGCAGCUUGAGAAGGCACAUGAGAAUACAUAAAGGAGUCAAACCUUAUGUCUGCCACUUGUGUGGAAAGGCAUUUACCCAGUGUAACCAGCUGAAAACGCAUGUAAGAACUCAUACAGGUGAGAAGCCAUACAAAUGUGAAUUGUGUGAUAAAGGAUUUGCUCAGAAAUGCCAGCUAGUCUUCCAUAGUCGCAUGCAUCAUGGUGAGGAAAAACCCUAUAAAUGUGAUGUAUGCAAUUUACAAUUUGCAACUUCUAGCAAUCUCAAGAUUCAUGCAAGGAAGCAUAGUGGAGAGAAGCCAUAUGUCUGUGAUAGGUGUGGACAGAGAUUUGCCCAAGCCAGCACCCUGACCUAUCACGUCCGUAGGCAUACUGGAGAAAAACCUUACGUGUGUGAUACCUGUGGGAAGGCAUUUGCUGUCUCUAGUUCUCUUAUCACUCAUUCUCGAAAACAUACAGGUGAAAAACCAUACAUAUGUGGUAUUUGUGGGAAAAGUUUUAUUUCCUCAGGAGAGCUCAACAAACACUUUCGAUCCCAUACAGGAGAAAGACCAUUUAUCUGCGAAUUAUGUGGAAAUUCAUAUACAGAUAUUAAAAAUUUAAAGAAGCACAAAACAAAAGUCCAUUCUGGUGCAGAUAAAACUCUAGAUUCCAGUGUAGAGAAUCAUACUGUGAGUGAACAAGAUUCCAUGCAAAAAAGUCCUUUAUCAGAAACUAUGGAUGUGAAGCCUUCUGAUGUGACUUUACCACUAGCUCUUCCACUUGGGACUGAGGACCACCACAUGCUUCUGCCUGUCACAGAUAAUCAGUCUCCUAUAUCAGAUACGUUGUUGAGGUCAACUGUGAAUGGGUAUUCAGAACCACAAUUGAUUUUUUUACAACAGUUAUACUGACUUCAUGAGGAAUAUGGAAUUGCUAAGACAUCCCUGGUAAUAAACGUAAACAUCUCUGGUGAGGUGCAUAUAUUCACAUUAAAUUCCCAUUCAUUUGAGUUGUGACCAUUUUUCAUUCACUAAAGUAAAAGCACCUGAUGCUGCAUCA